Microthlaspi erraticum is the source of this 1275-nucleotide messenger RNA. Lineage: Eukaryota; Viridiplantae; Streptophyta; Magnoliopsida; Brassicales; Brassicaceae. The record is from the annotation of a GenBank genome assembly.
AUGGAUAGCAUGAGUGAGGCAUUUGAUCAAAUGCAAAUGGUCAAGGAUGUUAUGGCCAACAGUGAUAAAGUUUCAGAGGUCCUACAAGAGUCUACUCAUCAGUUCAACCUGCUUACUUCACCACUUCCUACCAAAGAGAAGCUAGGCAUUGCUGGAGCCUUGCAGCGCCCUACUACUUCAAUCAUGUUUGGAGAUGCAACUUCUAAGUCUCCUCUUGGAGUGUUCAAGAACUAUCACUUGAAAAUUGGAGAAUGCAUCAUCCAAACUGAUCUCACUGUGAUGGAAAUGGAAGAAGAGAAGGAUUUACCUCUGUUAUUGGGAACCCCUUUCCUUAGUACAGUUGGCGCUUCAAUAGACUUUCACAAGCAAGAAGUGAUCCUUCACAAGGAAAGGGUUGACAAAGAACCAAGAGUUGGGAAGGAUAAGGAUGAGAGAGGACCAAGGAUUGAGAAGCCACGUCUUGAGAGGGCUAGAGUUGAGAAACCACGAAGGGCUCUAAAAGAAGGGGAGGAUGUAGCCUCUAAGGCAAGACCAGGUGAUAAAAGAAAAGAUCCACCAGCUCAGGCCCCUUCAUUCAAGCCAUCUCAGCUCACAAUGACUUUGUUCCCCACCAAGUUUGAAAAUGGGAAGAUUGAGUACAAGAUAAGGUACAAGGGGAGAUCAAGGCCAUUCUCUAGAGCCAAGGCCUUGGUGACUUCAGAACAAUCCAGGGACCCAACCAAGCUAAAGGAGCUUCUGUCUCAAGUCCUCACUAUCACCCUUGAUGGUGACAAAGGAGCCAGCUCGACCGACAGCUCGAUCGAGCUAGAAACAGGGCAACUCGAUCGAGUUCCACAACUCGACCAAGGUACUUUAGUGAAGAAACAGUGUAACAAGAUGACAAACAGUGAGGGAAGUCGUGCUUCACAAAGGAGAAUGGUUGAGGGUGAAUCAAGCAAUGCAAGGGAAAGAAGGCUUAAGAUGCAAGCCGAUUUGGAGAGGAUGAUCAGAGGAUGGAAGAGUCUGAUGCAGAGGGAUAUGUCUACUCUGAGGAGACAGUCUGAGAGUGAGAGAUUGAGGGAAGAAAGGAGAACCAAGAAGAGGAAUGACCCCAUUAGUAGUGAGAGUGAGCAAGGGGAGUUUGAGAUUGGAGUGAACCUUGUUCAAGAGGAGGGAAAUGGCUCUCCAAAUGAAGAAGGAAGUGAUGAGACUGAGAGUGAAGAGGAAGGAGAAGAGGUGAAUCAAUUGGUUGAUGAAGUGAGCAAGAGAACCAAGAUGAGCCAUGGAGGAGGUUGA